Messenger RNA from Mesorhabditis spiculigera, 621 nucleotides. NCBI's taxonomy places the organism in Eukaryota, Metazoa, Nematoda, Chromadorea, Rhabditida, Rhabditidae. The record is from the annotation of a GenBank genome assembly.
AUGUCUAAUGCUAACCGUGAGCCAAUGCCCUUCGUCCGGCGGUUCGGCAAGGCCGCAGGUGUAGGCGAAAUCGAGACCCCGAUGAUGUCAAUGAGAUCCGAAAUGAAGGAGCGCAGCGAGAAGAGCAACACCGUCGAUACGGGCCACGUCGAUUCGUUGGGAGAUGCUAUCAUGCGCGCUCCAGUCAACGGUGCUUGUCGAAAAUGUGGAUUUGCCGGCCAUCUUCCGUUUCAAUGCAUGAAUAAUAUACAAGUGAAGCCCGACCGUCAGGCGGUGGUAGAAAUCAGCUCGACGUCAAGUGACAGCGAAGCGGAAAGAGUCGCCAAGGAGCGGAAAGCUAAGAAGAAGGAAAAGAAGAUGCUGAAGAAAGAGAAGAAAGCCCGGAAGAAGAUGCUAAAAAGAAAGGCCCGAGAGGAAAAGAAAGAGAAAAAGCGCAAGCGAAGACGCAGCAGCUCAUCGGACAGCGAUAGCGAUGCAAAAAGUUCCGACGAAAAGCGAAAGGCUAAAAGGAAGCGCAGAAGUCAUCGCUCAUCUUCCAGCUCAUCCUCGGGAGAAAGCCAUCGAAAAUCGAAGGAGUCGGGCAGAACAAAGACUCGUCGAAGGACCAAUAGUUCAAGCAGC